UUCUUUAAGAAAAAUUGUCAUCCAAACAUUCUCCUUGAUUACACUAGAUUUAACUUAAUACCCAGAGAGACAAAAGAAGGAAAAAUUGGUAAGGCCACAAAUAGAUCUGGCCAACCACUGGCUACUACCAUAUGAUUUUCUAACCAAGUCUUGUGGCCUUGCCAAGGUACACCUGUACUCCUGGAGGCACAGUUAUAUCCAUAGAGCACUUUACAGGGGCACCCACUUCUCAGAAACAAGAUGUUCUUUAGGGGAUAGUUUUUAGACUAAAGGAUAAACAAUAAAGGCUCCCCAGUAGCACCCACUGGUGCCUUAAGAGGCUUGUUUUCAGGAAACAAUACAGAGAUUGAGUUCCUUAGUAGACUAGCUGCUGACAAGACAUAUUGGCAGAAUUGAUACAAUUUUUCUUUAUCUCCUCUCUCCAUGUCCAUAUAUCUCAGUAGCUUCCUCUCCUUUCCCCCAGUCUGCCACAGGAUUGAAAUUCUAUGAUAGGUCAUUCCUACAUUUAACAUUUAUUUCCUACAGUCUCGGUUUAAAAUAUUGUAGCCUUCUUUCAGCACUAUUCAUGGAGGGUCCAUACAGCAUUGUUUUGGAUUCCCACGGUAACUUAAAGGGAAAAUUUCACAAUGUCCAGAAUGCUUCAAGUCCUGCAAAUGAAGGAGAGGAUGUCCUCAAAUUCCUUGUAUUAGGAACCCACUUUGGUGGCACCAACCUUGACUUCCAAAUGAAACAGUACAUCUACAAAAAGAAAAGUGAUGGCAUCUCCAUCAUAAAUCUGAAGAGGACCUGGGAAACGCUUCUGUUGGCAGCUCAUGCCAUUGUUGCCAUUGAAAAUCCUGCUGAUUUCAGUGUCAUAUCUUCCAGGAAUACUGGCCAGCAGUUGUGCAGAAGUUUGCUGCUGCCACUGGAGCCACUCCUAUUGAUGGUGGCUUCACUCCCGGAACCUUCACCAGCCAGGUCCAGGCAGCAUUUCAGGAGUCUCGUCUUCUAGUGGUUACUGAUCCAAGAAUCUAUAAUGACCAAGAUACAAAUGAAGAAAAGUACUUAAAUACAGGCACCCAAAGUGAAUAGCAAAAGCUUGAAGCUUUCAGGCAUUUGCUUCUUGUUUCUUAACAGAAUACAUCUGUAAAUAAUCAUAGUGCUCGAU
Molecule: messenger RNA, 1147 nt
Organism: Nycticebus coucang (slow loris)
Lineage: Eukaryota; Metazoa; Chordata; Mammalia; Primates; Lorisidae
Product: 40S ribosomal protein SA-like
Exons: 1
Coding region: 566-991 (141 amino acids)
Biological process (GO): ribosomal small subunit assembly; cytoplasmic translation
Cellular component (GO): 90S preribosome; cytosolic small ribosomal subunit
Molecular function (GO): structural constituent of ribosome
Source: RefSeq, a predicted model, not a curated record